Vitis riparia (riverbank grape) is the source of this 3695-nucleotide messenger RNA. RefSeq names its product BTB/POZ domain-containing protein At1g63850. Gene Ontology annotation, molecular function: protein binding. Bases 454 to 2457 code for a protein of 667 amino acids. The record is from RefSeq and is a predicted model, not a curated record. NCBI's taxonomy places the organism in Eukaryota, Viridiplantae, Streptophyta, Magnoliopsida, Vitales, Vitaceae. The transcript is spliced from 2 exons.
ACCCACUCAAAUGCUGCGAGGUCCAUUGCAAUUACAAGAGAGGGUCCCCAACUCCAACUCCCCCCAUGGUAAGCCUAAAACCUCAAUCUAAUCCGAAGGCCAUAAACCUCAGCAGCAAAAGACAAUUACGGGCGCACAGGGACUCAACCCCACCCCACCUCUCUCAGCAGCCAGCAGACUCAGCACAAGAAACAAAGUGUGACUCAGAUAUUUAGAAUUCAUCACCAUUAAAUGCUUUUUCUUUUGUGCAUCAGUCUCUGUGAUUGCUGUUGAUGUUGUCAUGUCUUUGACUCCAUGACACCCUCUUAAUCUCUCACUCUCUCGUAUCAAUCGCCUAAAUUCAGUUGUUUUUUUUUUUUCUUUUUAAUAAUUUUUUAUGGGUGUUUUUGCUGAUGCCUAUGCCCUAAAGGACAACAAAAACUAGACAUUUACUGCCUGCUGCUACUACAACUCAUGGCUACAACUACAACCCACCUCAAAAUCCAAACCCAACCCAUUAAACCUAAGCGUCGGAGGUGUCGAGAAACUACCAUUUCUGCUACUGCUUCGGCCGUCGCCACCGUUGGUGCCGCUGCCGAGUCGUCUGUUGGCCAUUUGGGUCAGGUGGGUCGGAAGCUUGAUCCGCCCACUGUGGUGUCUUCUGAGAGUUCUUGGUGUUGUCCCGCUUCUAAACCCUUUCCCGUUGGGCCUCCUCCGCCACCGCCGCCACCACCACUUCCGCGGCUGCCGACGGCGCUUCAGCGUCGUGGGGUCACCUCCUUGAGUUCGAGCCAAGAAACGGAACUAGUUCAGGGCAGCAUUGCUUCGUCUCCUUCGGAGUCUCCGUCUCCGUCACUGGCACCGUCGACGUUUAAGAUCCGAUUCUCGCCGGGCACGAACUCGCCUGUGAUGGACUUCACGCCGAUUUCAGGGACUGCCAUCAACGGCGGGGCCGCCCACGACUCGUUCCCUUCGAGCUUCAGUAAAUUCAACUCCGCCCUCACCGCGGGGCUGCUGAACCCAAUGUCUCCGCCUCCGCCGCCUCCGUCCGAAAAAACCCGAUCGAGCCCGACCCUUUUCGAGAUGAUGGCGAGCGAGCCGGAAUGUCAGCCGAGGCCCCAGAUCGCGCCUAGUAUGGGCCCCGUAUCGGUUCUAAGGCCUCCAAUUUCGGUUCAGGACAAGAGUGCGUUGAUGAUGCAACGAAUAUCGGAGAUUCUAGCGAGUCGCAGUCCCGGAAACCAGUUCAACGACAUGUCUUCUAGUGAUAUAAAGCUGACUUUGAGCUCAAAAGAUGGUGUCAGCGUUUCCAUGAGCGUUCAUCGGCAAAUCCUUGUGGCUCACAGUAGAUUUUUUGCGGCGAAGCUCUCGGAUCGGUGGACGAGACAGCAGCAGCGAUCUGCGAGUCCCUACAUUGUGGAGAUUGCGGAUUGUGAUGAUGUUGAGAUUUAUAUUGAAACGCUACGUUUGAUGUAUUGUAAGGAUCUGAGGAAGAAGCUCAUGAAGGAAGAUGUGUCCAGGGUUCUUGGGAUAUUAAAGGUUUCAGCUGCUAUCGAGUUUGAUGCGGGUGUCUUAUCUUGUUUGGAGUACUUGGAAGCGGCUCCAUGGGCUGAAGAUGAAGAAGAGAAGGUGGCUGCUCUGCUAUCAGAGCUCCGCCUUGAAGGUGUUGUUGCAGGAGAAGUCCUGAAGAGGGUUUCUGUUGAAGUUACUGCUGGAACUGAAGAGAGUAAUGAAAAUGAAGAAGUGCUUCUCAAGCUUUUGCAUGUAGUUCUCGAAGGCAAAGAUGAGAAGGCAAGGCGGGAGAUGAAAGGAUUAGUGUUAAAAAUGCUUCGGGAGAAUGCUUCUCAGAAUGAUUUAAGGAAGGAGUCUCUGUACUCAGCUUGUGAUGGCUGUUUGGAAUUACUUCGCCUCCAUUUUUUGCGGGCAGCAGCAUCGGACUUGCAGCAUGUAGGUCAGAUUGCACGCCAAGCUGAUAAUUUGCAUUGGAUUUUGGAUAUUUUGAUUGAUAGACAGAUUGCAGAGGAUUUUUUGAAGACGUGGGCAUCGCAAUCUGAAUUGUCUCAUGCACACUCUAAAGUCCCUGUAGUUCAUAGGUAUGAGGUGAGUAGAGUCACUGCUCGGCUGUUUGUUGGGAUUGGAAAGGGGCAGCUCUUGGCUUCAAAGGAUGCUAGGUGCUUGCUUUUGCAGACUUGGUUGGUGCCAUUUUAUGAUGAUUUUGGGUGGAUGAGGAGGGCAUCAAAGGGCCUUGAUCGACACUUAGUUGAGGACGGUCUCAGCAAUACCAUUCUUACUCUUCCUCUAGCUUGGCAACAGGAAAUCUUGCUUGCUUGGUUUGACCGGUUUUUGAAUUCUGGUGAAGAUUGUCCCAAUAUACAGAGGGGGUUUGAAGUGUGGUGGAGGAGGGCAUUUUGGAGAAGACAUGGUAAGACAGAACGGCCUCGACAGUUGCGCAUCACAACUGCAACCAUUGAGAACUCAUGAAACUUAAAGAAGUUAUGACUCUGCCCACUGGAACUAGUGAAGUUCAACAAUUCCAUGAUGCAUGGGAUGAUUCUGCUCUGCUGGGUCUGUCCCCAGUUGCCCUCUUGUGAUCAUGUGGUCCAGAUUUGACAAUAAAUGUUGUUUUUUCAAGGCUUUCCUUUCUGGACUGGAUACAGAAAUUCUUUGGGGAGGAGUUGAAUUUCAGAAGAUUUAGAAUGAUGUGUUUGUUUGAUACAUAUAGCCAGGUUUAGUGUGGAAAAAGAUAAGUGUCCCAGUCACAACUUCAAUAUUAUGUUGGGAAUAAACUCUAUAGAAAUUGGCCUUUUCUGUUCACUAUGAUGCUUAUAUCAAUCUUUUUCUAUCUUACCAUAUUUUUGAAUUUGGCAUUUUAGCAAGACAAGGUUGUUAUGCUCACCUUGAAUGAAAUAUCAAAUUCGAUCAUCAUUGAGAAUUAUGUCUCUCAAGGACAAGAACUUUUAUCUUGGCAAACCAUUAUUAAUGAGCUUGGACUGGUGGUUAGUUCACAGGGAGCUUGGUAAACCAUUCAUGGAGUAUGAUUGGAUAAUACUGGAAAUGCAGGUUGGUACACUCUUCAUCAACCUUCAAAUCUAAUAAUCAGUUCUCACCAUGUGAAAUUCAGUGAAAGCCCGAGUCCACCAAUGUGCGGAGACAAAAGGUUCAUGAGGGUCUAAGGUAAGCCUUUCUGAUCCAAGAUUUCCUGUAAUUUCAUGAGAGCUCAUAUGAGGUGUUGCAGGUUGAAACUAAAAAUAUGAGUUUCAGGGGAAUUUGAUUACAAUUUCUUGUGCAUCAGAGUGAUGGUGAAGUGUGUUUUCUGAGCUUUAAUGGAGUUGUAAGUGAAGAUGUUCCUUGGAAUAUGUAUGGAUUUCACUUUGUUCUCAUUUUAUACUUGGUACUUUGAGGGUCCAAAAGGAGGUGGGUUUAGGAAUAACUUGUCUAGGAUGUUGGGUGUUGGGAAUAUUAUUUGCUUUGCCUAGAGGGUUGUGGUUCACAACUUUACAGAAGAGCAUUGAAUUCCUGCUGUACCAAGACUUCAGAAUGUGGUUUUUCCUCUUCUUGGGCGGGCAAAGGCAUUUCUGAAGAACAAGCAAGUGUUUGGUUUAAUGUAAAGUUGGGUCCGAAUCUUGGUGCUCUCCUCUCUAAGUAGCUUUUAUCCUGGCAUGCAUUGAAGAAUCUCUGUUUGAUUAGCUUCUAAUAAAGUGGUUUUUUAUUUUUUUUGA